Molecule: messenger RNA, 6994 nt
Organism: Paramisgurnus dabryanus
Lineage: Eukaryota; Metazoa; Chordata; Actinopteri; Cypriniformes; Cobitidae
Gene: nexmifb
Product: neurite extension and migration factor b
Biological process (GO): negative regulation of cell adhesion mediated by integrin; negative regulation of cell-matrix adhesion; negative regulation of neuron migration
Cellular component (GO): nucleus
Source: RefSeq, a predicted model, not a curated record
CACAAGUCAUCGAGCGAGAGUGCAGGAGAGAGCGCGUGGACGAGACUGCGCCCAUCAACAGCACACAGACACAGAGAGCGCGCCUGAACAAUGGCACGAGAUUCACAUAUGACUGCCAUGUGAAGACACAGUGCUGCUGUCACUGAAGAUGAUGAUGGGGAGGAGAGACGCGCACCCUGUACUCCAUCACUGAUGAGAGAGAGAGAAAGGCGCGUUCACCUGCAGGCCCGGGAUGCGCGCACACAAGUGCCUCUGAUCAUACGGGAAAUAAUGACUUUAUAUCUUCAGCUGCUGUGAACCUAAAGAAAUAAAGGCUGGUGCGGGCAGAACAGAUGCAACAUACCAGCAGAACUGCCUCACAUUGAUGGACCAUAAAGAGACCAGAAUCAUCCUGCAGGACUCGACAGAAACCAAUGAACUGCACCAGACAGGGUCACAUGAUCUGAACAGUAAUCUGAAGUUGAAUGGUGCCGCAGAUGCUGCCUUACACACUUCACCCACGGCUGCCGCAGUGAGUGUGCAGAAGAGCUAUUCAUACUGCCACAGCAUUACAUUGGCCUUCAAGCACCGCUUAUUACGGCCACUGUCAACACAUUUAGAGGACCACCCAACUGAUGAGGCCUCAAACCACGCCAUAUCCAUCACACUCUCCACUGCCAAGGGCUUGAGCCCCCUAGGCUUUCCAAAGGCAACAAACAUCCUUGAUUCACCAUGAUAGAACCCACAAGCAUCCCUGGCCUGACACAGGACUGCCAGAUUCAGCCAAUUCGCACAUGUCUGGGCUGCUUUGUCGAGACUAAGGGCGUGUCCAACAUAGAAUCCAGUAUCAACCUCAAAAUUGCAGACAUGAACCGGGAAUACAAUGCCUGCCCUAUCUCUGAUACUAACAUGCAAAGCAUAAGCACAAGCGAGACAGGAAGUUAUGAAGACCAGCUCCUCUCUGAUCAGCUUUUGACCUUUUCUGCCCCUAAAACCCAGUUGGUGGAGAAGAAGGACAUGGAGAAAAUGGAGGGUGACUUAACUGAUUCAUCUCCCAAAAACCUUUAUGAAGGCCUGCUGUUAGACAAGUGCAAUGGAGAAGAUGGUCUGCUUACCAAUUCAAAUCAGGACUGGGGCUACUUUGAGUCUUUCAUUAGUGAAAGUAAGAUUGAAUUGCUGGAUCUCUGUUCCAAGAAUGAGCUCUCUGUAAACCUCUUCUCUGAAGAGGAUGUGGACAAUUACAUGUUUGAUGACGAUGAUGAUUCCACUCUGAGUAGUGACGUGUGCUCGCUAAAGAUACGCUAUGAGUCCUUUCAGGACAACAUGAGAGAGAAAACAAAUGUCCUGCAAGAAGAGACACAGUUCAACUUUUUCCCAAGUGUCCUGGUAAACUGCACAAAAAAGGAGGGUGGUGUGGUGAAACGAGCUGUGGAUGAGCUAACAAAUAAACCAGAGGAACUUGGAUUUCAGCCCGAGAGCAGAGGAGAUGGGAAUGAAAGCUCCAUAGAGCAGACAAAUGACUACAGCCCUGAAAUGAACUACUUCAUCGAUUCAAGCUUUUCGCCUGAUGACUCCGGGGAGUAUAGUGAUGACAGCUCUGCCACCAUUUCCUCCUUUGAUACCUUUCAAGACAACACUUCUAGAAACUCACGAAAGAACGCAAGUUGCUCCAACCCUCUGAACUAUGGAUUACGGGCCAAGAGAAAAGUUAGGUAUAGUGAUGACUACUUGUAUUACGUCGACUCCAUUGAUGGUGAGAAGACUGUGGAAAAGCGAGAGAAACUACCUGUUGGUCCAAAAGAAGAACUGGAUGAUGACUGGUGUCCAAAAAAGAGACGGAAAACAUCUCGCAAGGAUCCACCCUUACUAAUCAAAUAUGUUAUUGUAAACAGGUUUAAAGGAGACAAGUGCAUGGCUAUAAAUCUCGCCAGAAUUGACUCAACCGACAUGACGGUAAGCUUAAAUGAGGACACAGUCAGCAAAUAUGAGAAGCUUGCACCUCUGAAAGAUUUCUGGCAGCAGAAACAGAGAGAAAGAGAGGAACAGCUUAAGCUGGCAGCAGGAGAUAAAAACAAUUCUCACCAUCAUGCCUUCAGUUCCAGUCCCCCCAAAAGGAAACGCAAACUAGCAAACAGGCUUAGGAUUCAGAGAAUUCAAACUGUGGAGCAAUCACCCAACACGCAGGGCCACUUUGCUUCUGAUCCCAGGCAGGAGGUUGCUUCUACAGAUGAGACUGCCUCCAUAGGAAGGCCAUUAACAAUAGCCACCAGCUGUGCAAGCACAUUAGAUCCAAAUGACAUCAUACACACUGCCGCCCGGAAGAGCAGAUCACAAGAGAUGGAGGAAAGGAGAAUUGGAAAUAAAAUAUUAAAAAUACAGAAAUUCAGAAGCGAAGCCCAACUUAGGAGCAAGAAAAUGAGAGACCUUGCGGAAGCUAACAUGACAGAUCUGUUGGAAGUUUGCAUGCUGCAGAAAAAUUUGGACACAGUAGGAGGUGCGGAAGAUAGAAAAGUCAGGCCAGCUGCACAUAGUCCCCAUUUGUGUGAGAAUCAAACAGCUAAUAGCACUGAAAAAUUUGCCUUUGUGUCUGCCACCUGCUCCCCUAACAAAGAGGCAUCGUCUGAGAAUGUGGCUGCAAGUGUACCCGUUAUCCCUGGGGGCUACCUACAAACAUUGUUAGAAGCCUCGGAUUCCUCAGUAGGUAACGCUGGUAUCUCUUUCUUUGCUCAGCAGCCCCAUAUUCAACACUCACUGGAUCCCUCUUUAGAAAAGCGGCAGUUCACCUCAGUUCAGCUGGCACAAAGCUGUGUACUUUCUCCACCGUCAGAAUCUGAGCUUCAACAGUCACCCCAGAAUUGUUCAAAUCUCACCCAAAUGUGGCACACCCAGCUUGGUUCCAACCAUCAGUUUACCAGUGCAGAUAUUGCAGAAUCUGCCGCCCAACGUGACAGUUUCCCUGGAGAGAUGCCCAUGCCAAUGUCUGAGAGUCUGACUGUGUCAGUGUACAGCCAGCUAAGUCUGGAAAGCAACAGAAUGCUUUAUGAAAAGAAUUACAUGCCUGAGCAACCACUGACUCCUGAUGCAGAGUUUCAAGCAUGUCAGGGGCAGCCACAAUUUCAAAGAGCCACACUACAUACCGACAAUGGCCGUCUCAUCAGUUUCGAUUCACUUGGCUCCCUGUCAGCUACUUCUAGCAAUUAUAGCUCUCUGAGUCUUAAGUCCUGUGAAAAAGAUGGCGAGAAUGAUGUGAACGAGAACUUUCUGGCCCACUGCAGUCCCAAACUGGUGAUUCAGCAGAGUAUUGAUGCAAUCACACCCUUGAGGGAGUCCACAGACUUGCUGGAUAUCUCCAACUUUACUCCCGAUAAAUUCAGACACGCAUCAUUGUCGGAGUUGUCUCCUCCAGAAACACCCAAUUUAUCACCUCAAGUUAUUGGUCGUGAGAUGAAGAUAGCUGGGAAGGCCAGUGAUCUCCAGGAUGGGUCAAAAAGUUCAUGCACCAAAGACAUGGACUGGAACUGCAACAUGAUAGAGAGGCAAGAUUUGACUAGAUAUUCAGUGGAUGAUCAGGAGUAUAGCUUGCACAUUUUUAAUGGUAAAGAUAACUUAAGCCUGGGGACGAAAGAGGAGAAUCAAGCUAAAUGUGAUGGUGAUAUGAUGAGUGCAAUAAAGGGGACCAAGUCAAAGAGGAAAAAUACCACCAAACAAUCUACAGGUCAGUGUACCAAAAAAAGCAAAGCCCCAAGAGCUCCUAAGUCAGAGAAGGGCAAAAAUCCAUGUCAGGCUUCACGGGCAUCUAAAAAGUUAAAGGCUUUAUUGGAUGAGAAGGGUGGUAAAGGCCAGAUUGAAAGUUCAGCUCAUCCACCAAAAGACGGCAGCUCUGAGGAAUGGACAGGAGUAGGAUGGUCAGAAGGCAAAACUCAAGUCCAUGAUGAGCAACGAGAGUUUGAAGAGCCAUCCAACAUCUUAUCAAAUAUUGUCUCAGGGAUGGCAGAGGUGCAAAGAUUCAUGAUGGCCCCCAUUGAGCCAAUAUGGGGCCCUUCAGCAAAUAUCUGCCUGCCUUCAGAGGCAAACAGCCUAAAGUUAAAAACUCUCAAAAUCCUUGCAGGAACUUCCUCUGACCCCAAGAAGAAAGGCACUGUUGCGACUACAGGGGGCACUAAAGGCAAAAAGACCGGGACAAAAAAUGGCAAAAAUCAGGCCAAGUUGAACGGCACCCUUCCCUUUUUCCCUCAGUUGGCUUUGGGCUGUAACAUGUUUGACAAGUCUAACCUUGCCGUUCCUGGCAUUAAUGGGCCUGCACACAAAAAGAUGUACCGUCACAAAACGAGUGCAAAAUUCCCUCGCAUUGAAAAUCUAAAGAGCACACGACCUGAACGAGAGCCAAAUAAGGACAUAUCAUUAAUGGCUUCUUUUGAGAAACUGAGGAGUUGUAAUGCCAUGGAAAUCUCAAAAUGCUUCAUUCUCAAAAUGCUGUCUUUUUCUUUUACCUAAGUAAUAAUUAUAAUGAUGAUGAUCGACUAGAACAAUACAUUAUCAUUAUUAUUAUUAUUAUUUAGUGCCACUGUACAGAAAUGCACCUAUGAAAGCAAAACAUGAAUUCUAUCAGUGUGCCAAAUGUAAACUUUUUCUGCACAUUUUUUCUUUACAAAUACUGUAUACUGGUUAUUCCAUUAACUGUCCUGAUGAAUGCUGGCUGUUCUAUUUCAUGACCUAACAAGAGCUGACAUUUAUUUCUGGUUAGUAUUUUGUUUUCUUUUGGGACCUUAUAGUUUGAACAGCACCUGCAGCUGACAGUGGUACCGUACAACAACUCAACCAAAGGAACUAGACUUUGGCACUGUUUACACCUGAUAUUACGAUGUGUUUUGGUCGAUCGGAGCACAAGUGGAUGACACUAAAUAAAGGAUAUGUAUAGGUAGAGGUAUUUGUUCCAGAGUUCAGUUUAGCCACUAGUCAGACCAACAAACAAACAGAGACCAGAAGUUAAGUUCUGUCCAGACGCAAAUCACACAUGUGUCCGGUAAAACCAUUUAUAUGUUUUGUUGUUACAUAAAUCCUGACUUCUAGUGUGAACCCACAGUGUAUGAAGCGGUCAUUGAUAAAAUUAAAGCAGCUGCUCUCCGCUUCUUUACCAAGAUAAAAACCAAGAAGCAAAGGUGAAACAUGAAAAGAGAACAUGGAUAAUAAAGGACGGCAUCUGUCUUGUAUAAGCGAAUAAUUCAUAUACUUGGAUUCUGUAAUCAAACAUUGUUGGUUUUUAUGUAUUGAAGGGAAACACUUAAGAUGAACAGAACAUCUGUAAAGGGAUAUGAUUCAUUGAGCCUGGUAGAGAACAUGUUUUGUACGCCUUUUGGUUUAUCCAUAUCUAAACAAAUCCCUGCUUGUCCGUAUAGGUCUUAACAUGUUUCAAGUAAGUUCCUGUAGUAAGAUUUAAACCUUUGAUAGACUCCGCCCCUUCAGUCACAUCGCUCACUCAUACAAAGUCCAUACAAUUUCAUAGAGAUUUCUGUGAACAGCAAAAUGCUCAUAAAGUGGUAAAAAAUUAAAUGGAUAUUAUUAUUAUUAAUAUUAUGUGGGCUGAAGUGACAUUUCAAUCAUUUUAUGUGUCAUUUAUCUUUAAAGAGUUAUAUAAAUAAGUGUGCAGUUAAGAAAAAAAAUUUCUGAAUUAGAUUUGAGGGAAGUAAUUAAAACAAAUCUAAAAAUAUAACAUGACUCUGGCAGGGCUAAUGGAAAGGUCAUUUACAUUUGACAACAGAAACAACUGAUUUUCUGUUCAUAGUUGCUAACAUUAAUUGUUUUGGUCAGCUUGGUAUAUUUUGUUUAAUUUGUCAUCAUAUUAGUGGUGCGUAUACUGUUUAAUGACUGCAUUAGCCAUAUACAAAUUAUCAUCACUAUACUCAAAAUGUACCUAAAAAACCUUUGAAACCAAAUCAGUCCUUUGAAAAUGCACUGAAUACGUCAUUGGCAUUAACCACAAAUGAUAGUAGAUGACACGUUUUAUUUAAUAGAGACUAUCUCAGGUAAAGUAUUGCCUUACCGAAAGCUUUUACCUUACAAAGUUUAAGUCUGUCCCCUUCUGCCUGUAUAGCCGGCCAUGUUUAGGACCAGGAUGACGCUCAUGAGAAAACUGCACAUGGCCCGUCUCGUCUGCCUUCUCUCAUUUCUGCCUGUCGUCAACUGAAUGUACUUCAAGCUUUUUACUGUGUGCCACUGUUAAGCUGCCUCCUCCUACUGGUGCUAAGAGGGUAAUUUUAUUCUCCCACAAAUUAUGAAACAAGGAAUAAUCGAAAAGAAAAACCCUGUUCCUCUCUUUACGAAUGUACAAUAGAUGCUUCGGUUUGAUGUAUUCAUAACAUGAUUCUUUGUCUUUAAUUGGAAUAGCUUUUGCCUUUUUGUUGGAGAAAUAAUUAAGCUUUAUAAAUAUUGUCUAGAGUUGAUACCUUAAGGGAUUCUUAAUUAACUCUCGACAUUACAAAAAUAUUGUAUAUUUUUCUCUGUGCCAAUUUGUAAGAUAUUUUGUAAGUGUAUAUUUUUCUUAGAAAGUGCUGUGAAGUAUUAGUGUGUAUGUGUGUGUGUGUGUGUGUGUGUGUGUGUGUGUGUGUGAGAGAGAGAGAGAAACCUUUUUUGUGCCUCAUGUAGGCAGUGAAAAGGAUGUAUAAUGAUUAGUUUUUUGGUUUUAAAAACCAAAAUCUUAAGAAAAACUUAUUAUAAGAAACACAAGGGAAAAUCUACAUUUUGUGGCAAGUUUUGUAAGAGGAAAAUUAUCUUGUUGUGAGAGUGUUGUUGUAUUAUUGUGCAAAACGCAUAUAGGCAGAAAAGAUCGAGAAAAAAUUUGUGAACUAUUUGCCGUUUUAUAGAUUUUCAUGUAAAUUAUUCUUGUAUUAUUUUAUGUUGUAUCUGUUGCAAAGGUUUUAAAUAUUUGUGAUCAAGCCUGUAUGGUGAAAUGUAAUAUUGGUAACUUGCUGAGUUUUGUAAUAAUGUUUAUGGAGUACAUAUACAAAUUAAAAUGAAA